AGUAGGGAAGGGAAGGCGGGGCACAGUGCGGGCAAGCACAAAGUGCAGCGCAGAGUUGAUAAGAAAGCGCUGCGGAGGAGCAGAGAGAGGCGGAAAUCUUUGCGCACUGUAGGUGACAGGAGAGGUGGGGAGUAAAGAGUCGGAAAAGUGAGCAUAGUGUGGAGGAAAGCGGAGGGGCAAGGAAAGCACAGGGGAUAGAGCCUGAAAUCUGUUCAUAUUACGGGCGGAGAGCCGGAAUACUGGGUGCAUUUACUGACUUUAAACGGAUACUAAGGAGACAGUCACCUCUGUAGAUACGUCCUGUUCCGCAUUGGAGAAAAAAACUUUAAAAAACACACUUAAAAGUAUUUUUUCUCUCUCUCGCCGAGUGAAGAUGAUCUUAUUCCACGGGCUUGUACUGAGGCUGCAGAAUUGCAUAUUGGAUUGACCUGUUCCCUGGCGAUUGUUUUAAUCAGAGGCACAAAAGUUAAUUGUUGGAAAUAAGGUCAUUGUCGACUGAACGGAACGCGAGUCAGCGGGAGACUGAGCCAAGGUUCAAGUAAGAAAGAGUCGUAUUGUGGUCAUUGCAUGACAUUUGUCUGAGGGAAACUCCACCCACCUUUAAACAACAGAAGCUGUCGAGUACUGACUGUCGGUCCAUAAGGUUGCCAAGAUGGAAGAACAGUGCUACUACAAUGAAACCAUUGCAUUCUUUUACAACAACAGUAAGAAGCACCUGGCGACGGAAUGGAAUGCAGUGAGCAAGCUGGUCAUGGGUCUGGGCAUCACGGUCUGCAUCUUCAUCAUGCUUGCCAACAUGCUAGUGAUGAUCGCCAUCUACGUCAACCGUCGCUUCCACUUCCCUAUUUAUUACCUGAUGGCCAACUUGGCGGCUGCGGACUUCUUUGCCGGCCUGGCAUAUUUUUACCUCAUGUUCAACACGGGGCCCAACACCCGUCGGUUGACGGUCAGCACGUGGCUGCUCCGCCAGGGCCUCAUUGACACCAGCCUCACCGCCUCUGUGGCCAACCUGCUGGCCAUCGCCAUCGAGAGGCACAUCACCGUCUUCCGGAUGCAGCUCCACACCAGGAUGAGCAACCGGAGGGUGGUGGUGGUGAUCAUGGUGAUCUGGACCAUGGCCAUCGUCAUGGGUGCCAUCCCCAGUGUGGGCUGGAAUUGCAUCUGUGCCAUCACUAUCUGCUCCACCAUGGCCCCCCUGUACAGCAGCUCCUACCUGGUCUUCUGGGCCAUUUUCAACCUGGUCACCUUUGUCGUCAUGGUGAUCCUCUAUGCCCACAUCUUUGUCUACGUGCGUCAGAGGACUAUGAGGAUGUCACGCCACAGUUCGGGACCCCGCAGAAACCGUGACACCAUGAUGAGCCUGUUGAAGACUGUUUCCAUAGUGCUGGGAGCGUUUAUCAUCUGCUGGACUCCGGGGCUAGUUUUGCUGUUGCUCGAUGUGUUUUGCCCUGACUGCAGUGUCCUGACGUAUGAGAAGUUCUUCCUCUUGCUGGCCGAAUUCAACUCUGCGAUGAACCCCAUCAUCUACUCUUACCGCGACAAGGAAAUGAGCGCCACCUUCAAGCAGAUCCUGUGCUGCCAGCGGAACGAGACCAGCAAUGGAGCUGCGGAAGGUUCAGAUCGCUCGGCCUCCUCCCUCAACCAUACCAUCUUGAGCGGGGUACACAAUGAUCAUUCAAUGGUGUAAGUGGAGGCCUAUGAGCUGCAGUUGUCCUUUGCAAGAUAUCUAGGAUAUUGGAGCCUUCCAGAUGUGCGCAAGGAGAUCCCUGAAGACUAAAUGCUACACUAGCAUCAGGACCAAUACACAAACUAAUGCGAGAGACUGUUGACAAAUAUUUCUGUUUUAAUAGGACCUAGUGUGAUUCACCUUUAGUAAUGGGUUGAAGUCCUAAGUACUUGUGUUGUAUUACCUGCUAAACUGCAUUUAGCUGUAGAAGUUGAGGCUUUGUAAAAACAUAAUAAACUUAUUUUAUUCAACCCAUUAGCAUGCUUGGGAUGGACUUUUGCAUAGCAGGCAGAAUUCCACAUAUUAUUGUUUGUUGUCAGUACCCACUGAAUAGAAAAUACAUUUUUAAAGACUGGAAGUACUUUCAAUUUAUGGUAAGUUUUCCCAGGAGCAUAGGAGCCCAUGGAGGCUUUUCCUACGGGACUGACAAACCUUGUAAGCCAUUAAUAAAAGUUUGAGAUGUGCCUGUUAUACUUCCCUGUUAUUUUGAAAGCUACUUCGCAAGUCCCAAUUUGAGCCAAUUGUUUUACUUCUAAUAUUUGGCACUCCAAACACAUCUAUAUAUAACUGUGUAAAAGGUUAUGGACAUGUAAUGUGCAAAAUAUUGAUUCAGUAUUGGCAGUCGAGCUCUUUGAGUGAAAUUCUCAAAUUGCAGACAAUUUAAGACCUCUUGAAUAAAUAGUUCAUUAUUUGAAGCUUGGCUGACAAUAUUGAUUUUUGUUUGCUGCUAAUUAAGCUCUUCAUACUCAUGACUAUUACAGUUAAUAAAUGGAAAUAAAAACACUUUGGAAUAAAUAAUUUUUUGUCAGCAUAAAAUAAAGGUGAACUAUUUAACAUGGUCUGAAUUUUGCAUUUCAAAGUAAUGUUUAAAAAAUAUUGACAAUUUUUUUUUUAAAUUUCUGAUGUCUGGGUAUGAUCUUUGUGAACAGGUAUUAGUUCUUUGGGUUUCGUUGGCUACAGGAGGUGCCUUAUGUUGAUCCACCUGGACUGAUACCAGAUGUUUGGAUAAAUGAACUGCCUCGUUUGUGUGUAACAUCUUUUUGUUGAAAAGGUAAUAGUCCUGCCAAGUACCCAUGCUGUAUUGUGUGUCAUAUGUGCCAAAGCAUACUUUAAUAUUUGGUGCAUUCCCCUUCAUAAUAACAGUUGCAGGCAUUCAUUUAGUGAAUUCUAUUCUACAUGCCUUGUAAACAUUUCCUUGUCUAGAGUUCUUUUGGAAUUUCAGGAAUGAGAAUAUUCCCUGUAGAAUCUCUCUUAAAUACGUAAAAGAAUCGCUUUUAAAUACUAGGUGGUACAUGAAUCGGGCAUAACAUGGAAAUAUAGCUGUCCUUUGGAAUGCAUUCCUCAGUGUGGUCCAAGAUGUUAGUGCCAAAUGAAAAUGUGUACCUAUACGAAUCGGUGAAGUUAUUUUACUUUGCACUCAAGUGGAUGAAAUGAUUGGAAUAAAAUCAGCUACUGUACUCUAUAAUGUUUAAAUUGUUUUAGAAGUUGCAGAAAAAAGGCUUCAUUGGUGGUCAAUUUGGUGAUCACAUGCUUGGGCAAUUGUUAAUUAGCCAGAUUGUUAACCCUAAUGAAAUGUUGGGUGUUUGUAAAUUUGAUGCUGUUCAUGUGCAUUCCUGCAGUUUAUAAAGUGAUGUGGCAACAAUUGGCUCUGUAUUUCCAUUAAAUAAUGCACCAGGAAUGGAAAUGUUAAUCAGUGUCUCUUCGCUGAAUCUCAUGUAUUUAGUUAAUUGUUUUGUAUGUUUCAUGGAUUUAUACAAGUUAUGAUUUUUGUUUUCUUUAAGUGUUUUUUUCAAAGAUGAUGUAGUUUACAGGGCCCAGAUUGUUGUUCUAAGUAGUUUCCCUAAAUUAUGUCAGUUAGUGCUUAUUACGUUCUAAGCUAUGUAAAUAUUAUACUGCUGAAUGCACAAAGUGCUCAAGGCAGUACUGUGCAAUGUGUGCACCUGUAGUCUAAAAUGGUGGUACUGUUAAUUAUAACUAUGGAAAUGAUUCACCACUACAGAACACAAUAGUUUUGAUGUAGCCAGGUCUUGAGCAUUGACAUUGUAGUUGCACCUUGUGCCAGGAUGAGUUUUAAUUUACUAUUGAUAAAUGCUGUAGAGCUAACAGACAUUUCAGUCCUCACCUACUCUUUUGUCCCCUGGCCUAGUUAGUGGAACCUGAUUUUUGUCCUUUUACACCUUAAUCCAGUCUUGCUAACUCACGGGAAUAUAGUAAGACCGAUUGGGGUACACUUUGCCCAGCCAGGAACCAAGGCAGCACGAGAGAGCAUGGACUUGCACUGUUGAGGUGGUGGUGAGUCAGAAUAAGACUGUAGGGACCUUAUUGUUUGCACCAGGUACUGAUGCUAGCAGGGACUGGUCAAUUAAUUUUGAAUGGAGUAUGGUUGAAAGUGUUCAGUUGUUACUAAGAACAGGAGGUUGUUAAAUUCAAACUUGAAAUGUGGAUUUAUAUAUUUAAAAAUACUAACGUUGGACUGGGAAAUUCCUUGGAACUUUUCCCAGUUCAGUGGAGAGAUUUUACCAGAAGUGCCUUAGAAUUCCUCCCCCACUAUUUCCACAUAUAAACAAGUCCUCGGCGUGCAAAUGGAGUUCUCCAGUGGGCUUGCAGCAAAGCAAUGGUGUCUAAUGGAAAUGGGAAGCGAAUGGGGGAAUGUCCCUACUCGCUUCAAUCUGCAUUCUAACAUUCUGUAAUGUAACUUCUGAGAUUGUAUUUACAAAGUCUUUUUCACCUAUAUUAAAUUGUGAUAUUAAAACUAUUUGAGAUUUCUCAGAUAUUAAUAAAUAACUUGUGGAUCCCUUGCAUUAUAAACUCCUUUGAAAGUUUUAAGUACACUUCCUCCGCUAUUCAAAAUAAGGACCACUUUUGCAGAUAUAUUUAUGCCAUCCGUGUAAACAGUAAUAGUGAAAAUGCCAAUAUUAUCAGGUUCAAAGCAAAUGAAUUAGUUACAAAUUGAUAACUUUUUUUAACUUCCCAUUGAUGUUUACCUUUGUGAUUUAUAUAUAAAUAAUAAAAAAUAAUCAUUCCUUG
Amblyraja radiata (thorny skate) is the source of this 4753-nucleotide messenger RNA. Its product is annotated as lysophosphatidic acid receptor 1. The transcript is spliced from 4 exons. NCBI's taxonomy places the organism in Eukaryota, Metazoa, Chordata, Chondrichthyes, Rajiformes, Rajidae. Bases 653 to 1687 code for a protein of 344 amino acids. The record is from RefSeq and is a predicted model, not a curated record. Gene Ontology annotation, cellular component: membrane. Gene Ontology annotation, molecular function: lysophosphatidic acid receptor activity. Gene Ontology annotation, biological process: G protein-coupled receptor signaling pathway.